Halichondria panicea is the source of this 3203-nucleotide messenger RNA. RefSeq lists its product as uncharacterized. The record is from RefSeq and is a predicted model, not a curated record. The transcript has 7 exons. The coding region runs from base 100 to 2661 and encodes 853 amino acids. Lineage: Eukaryota; Metazoa; Porifera; Demospongiae; Suberitida; Halichondriidae.
CCAAAUGGUUCCGAACAACUUUCUUCAAAGGAUGAUCCUAACCUAACCUCAUCAACCCUCAAUGAAUCCUCCAAGUCUGAGCAAGCUCUUAAUGAAGCCAUGAAGGCUGGAUUUGUCCGUGUGAACACUACUAAUAUCUUAUUCUUUGGAAUGGCGGGCACUGGUAAAACCUCCACUAAGCAUCUCCUUCUGGGACUGCCUCCUCCUGUAGAUCGUAAUAGCACUCCAUUAGCUAGCACAGCAGAGAGGAUAUGUAUUCGACAAAUUCGUGACACUACAAAGAUAAAAAUGGAAGCUCAAGAAGAUCCCUCUAGAACAUGGAAACCAGUAUCUAGUGAUGACCUACAACGCAUUGUUGCUGAUGCUAUUAAAUCUCAUGUAACCAGCUCAGAUCCUAACUCUAAAGCAUCUGCUAUCCCACAAGAAGUCAGCAUUGCUAUGAAGCAACUUGAACCUAGCAAUGAAUUCGAUAUGCCAGUUGAUGCAACUCCUCCGACUUCAAGAGCAACUAAACCAUCAGUAGCUGGAGAAAAUUUAACUAGUAAGCAAGAAGGAAAAAAGAGUAAAUUUCUUAGCACUGUUUCAAAUGUAAUGGCGAAUAUUCAGCGAUUUUCUGAUGCUGAUCGUACUGCUGUUCAAGAAAAGUUUGGAUCUCAUUGGAUCUACAUAAUCGAUAGCGGUGGGCAACCACACUUUCAUAAUCUACUGCCACUCUUCAUGCCCAAGAUUUCUGUAGCUUUGUACAUUCUUCGUCUCUCUGACUGCCUAGACGAUCAUCCGCUGGUUGAAUACUACAAGGACAAUAAGCCAGUUGGUAAAGCUUUCAAGUCACAUCUCUCAGUGUUGGAUAACUUCAAGUAUCUCGUGCAGUCAAUUCAAUCUCACAGUGAAAACUGCAAGCUGGUAUGCAUUGGUACUCACAAAGACCGUCAAUCUGAAUGCGAGGAAACACUAUCAGACAAGAAUAAAACGUUGUUGAAUUUUGCGGAGAAAGACUGCAUUAAGAAGUUGACUAUGUUUUUCAAUUUGGGUAUAACGAAAGAGAUUAUAUUUCCUGUAGAUUGCAAACACUGCGAUCCUGACAGUAAGGAAGUGGCAAAGACAAUUCGUGAAUAUGUUCAUAAACUGUCUCAAGAGUUGAAUAUUGAAAUCCUUGUCCCUUUUUGGUGGUUUAUUUUGGAAAUUAUUGUCGAGAAGGUUUCCAACGAUGAAAACAGAAAGGUUUUAAGCAAGAAUGAAUGUGUAGAAAUUGCAAAAACGCUACAUAAUUUUCACGAAGAUGCACUUUGUGAAGCUUUGAAAUUCUUCCAUGAGCAUCACAUCUUUCACUAUUAUCCUGCCAUUUUACCAAAUGUGGUAUUCUGUGAUACUCAAGUGCUUCUCGAUAAAGUAACAGAGCUUGUCGAGUAUGCUGCAUACGUGCGAGGAAGUAAAACUCCAAUACACGGGUUAGGAGACUGGUUAAAAUUUACCGAUGAAGGUAUUAUUACGAUUGAACUUUUAUCUGAUAAGAAUUUUGAAAAGCAUUAUAUCGAUGGACUCUUUGCACCCAUCGAUUUGAUUGAAAUAUUCAAGCACUUGCUGAUAGCCACUCCAUUUCGUUUAUUCUCACGAGGGCAAGACAAGCGUUUCUAUAUGCCAUCACUUCUAUCCUUGCUCCCAAAAACUCAAGUCAAUGCCAAACGAGCUGAUUUCCUUAAAACCGGUUUAGUCCCACUGGUUUUACACUUUAAAACCAACUGGCAGUGCUGUGGAGUGUUUUGCUGUCUACAAGUGUACCUGAUUAAAGAAUGUGAAUGGGAAAUUGAAAUGGAGGAUCACCCGCCGAGUAGAAACUUUGUACAAUUCAUUCAUCGAGAGGAAGAUUGUUUUGUUACGCUAAUUGACGGGUUUUCAUUCCUCGAAAUUCAUUCCAGUAAUAAUCGAAAAGAAAUGCUGUCUUUGAUAUAUGAAAACGUUCACUCUGGUCUUCGAUCAGCUUACAAAGCCCUGAAAUACACGUAUGAGGAUCCUGAAGUUGCAUUUCUGUGUCCCCAUAAAUUGCCCUCGACUACUGAAGCAAGUGCAAGUCCCCAAGUGCCCCACCACCCAGCUCGUGUUCUGGCUAAGGGCACUUCUAUGAGGUGUACUCAACGCAAUAGGAUGACGUAUAAUUUGGAAGAUGGCCAUAAAGAUUGGCUCUCUGCUUGUACUAAGCUAGGAGAUCCUCCAGCCUCAAGCCAACGCAGAACAUUAUCAGGAUCAGAUGAAAACGUUGUAACUCUGUCAAAAUGUCCGAAGAAUGAUGUCACUCUACAAGGACCAUCAUCAGAGAAGGAUACCAGUAAUGGAGACCAGCCGAUUGUUCUAACUGGAGCGGAUAUUAAUACAAUUUGUGAGAGUCUGAAAACUGCCAGCUAUAAUUGGUUCAACCUUGGACUGGCCCUCGGGGUGAACUAUUACGUGAUGGAGAAUAUUCAAGAUCGAUACCAAGAUAACGAUCGCCGCCUAAUGAAGGUGGUAGCCAAACGUCUUGAAGUCACUGAUCCAGAGCAUCCGAUGACAUGGCCUUACAUAUGUGAAUGUCUAAGGAGGCCUACUGUUGAGCGUAACGAUGUAGCCGAGGAAAUUGAAGACAAAUACUGGAGUUGCUUGAAAGGGACGAAUAAAGAUGUCAAGUAAAGAAGCAUGCAAGAAUGUCAAGUAAAGAACUGACUCUGUGUUGACUAUAAGUACUGACUAUUAUAAUGCUCUGUGUUCUGUGUUUGAUUAUACCACCUUCUAUUUUUGAAGUUUAUAAUCAUUUCCAGCUUUCUAGUUUAUUGACCCUUUACCAUUCUUGUUGGGUAAGGAUCACUUCAGUUGCAGUUUCUUGUUACCCACAUGGCCUCCUCAUGAUCAGAGAGAGAGCUAGAGCUAGAGUUUAAUAGUGUCUGCAGGCAUGAGCUGGAGGAGCAAGCAGUCCAGUAUUAGUGGAUAUGGUGGCUAGUCUGCAGAGGGAGCUGGACAAUGCUAUAGCCCUACACAGGUACCCCUGAGUGAGGGGGUGGGCAGCAUCAUCCUGCAUCAUAACUUCCUCUAUGUUACGCUGGGGGAAGAGGUGUUCAAUGUCACUGAUGACAAGGGCAGUAUCAACGUGAUAUUGGUGGAUGGACUGCCAGCUUGGGACCACUCUACUGCCUACCCCUGAGGGUGACUAUACGCCCACACACAGGCACUGGGAG